UAGAACAGCACAGCUCAACAUUUUUUGUAGAAGAAAAGGCCUAGUGCUGUUCUACCUUUGUCACCUUAGUGUGCAUCUUGUGGCUAUCAGCUGACCCUUUUUCUUUGAGUUUACAUAUUAAGCCACAUCCCACAUUUAUACCAUUCUUUGACAUUCAGAUAGUUAUGAUAGACACCCACAGACAGAUAGUGAGACAAAGGAUGGUGGAGCAAAAGUCAAGUAGUCAGAUAGAUAUACAGUCAGCCACCCAGACACACAGACACACAUUCAGACAGCCACGCAUGCAGACAGUAUAAUCAGACAUUAGACAUACCAAGCAGAACGUUAAGCAGAAGCAAUGAGAGAUUGCUUAAGAAAUAUGGUCUUAGUAAUCAGAAAUAAUCUUAAUAAUAUGAAUAAUGUCAGUGUUGCUUACGGCAUGAUACUGAACUGAAAUGCUGUGUUUUUCCACGCAGCCUACCAUUUGUUCUGGACCCUGCCAACCCAACCAACAAUGUAUGCAGUGCUAGUAAUGCCAAGGGAUGGAAAAUCGUGGCAGAUGUGGCUAGAAUGACACUUCAGAGGCUGGCUGAGCCACUGAAGGACAUCGACUUCGAUGAAAACUGGCAGGAGUGGUCGACCUUGCAUUCGAGCUGUCAUGGAUGCAUCAAUACUGGAAAUGGUCAAAGUCAUAUGUUAGAAACGUUUUUUAAAAAUGUUGACUUCAGUGACAGCUCUGCUGUUAAUACGUUCAUUACCAACAAACUCCAGGCCAGAAGCGAUGCAGUUUCCUGGGUUGUAGACCAACUGUACAAACACCUCCAAAAUGAUCCGGAGUUACCUUUCAGCAUACACAACCUCGUUAAGGGAGGCUCUGUCGGGAAGGGAACAGCUGUCAAGGACAAAGCAGACAUCGACUGUGUGGUUUUCCUCAACAAUGCGAAAACCAUGGAAGACCACAAACGUAAUUUGCAGGAAACAAAAGACUGCCUGGAGUCAAGCCUCAAACGGAGUUCUUAUAAAGGCCAAAUCACCUUUGAUGAACGGACACCCUUCGCCGUGAAAUUCAAACUUCGUCUGGAUUUGUCUCGAGAAUUUGACAUUGACUUGCUGCCGACAUUUACAACUGAUCCAAGUCAAACUCUAGAACAACUGUACGAAGAAAUGAUUCGUUGUACAACGGACGACAAGCGUUAUUACUCAGUACAUUUCGUGAGGUUACAAAUUGAGUUUGUCAAGGUUCAACCGUCGAGCGUGAAAAACUUAAUCCGCCUUGUAAAGUACUGGCGCAAAACCUGCAUCGAAGACAAAAGCAGUGGUAAAACUAGACUGCCAUCUUCGUAUCCGCUGGAGCUCAUCACGAUAGCCUGUUGGGAGAAGGCUGGAAAACCAUCAUUUGACAUUCGGGCCGGUUUUAAAGCUGUUCUUCAACAGUUGGUCAAGAAUUGCCACAUACACGUCAUUUGGCAUAAAUACUACAGUGAGGCUGUCGCUGAGAGAGGAAUCAAGGGGAUGAAGAUAAGCCCACCAUUUGUUCUGGACCCUGCCAACCCAACCAACAACGUAUGCAGUGCUAGUGAUGCCGAGGGAUGGAAAACCGUGGCAGAUGUGGCUAAAAUGACACUUCAGAGGCAGCCACUGAAGGACAUCAACUUCAAUAGAAACUGGCAAAUAAUAUAGGUCUCGUCUACUAACUAUGGUUUUCACUGUUUUGUAUUUUUGUUUUUAAAUCACUAUCAAUAUGGUGUUUUUUCCAUUGUUAAAUUAACGUGCUGUUGACACCCGGGGGAGGGAUACUCCCUUAUAUGGGCUAGAUAUGUAUGGGUGGCCCCAGUAUGGUUUUUCAAACGUUUUGGUCAUAAUUAUAAAUAGGGUAUGUUUUUAGCACUCUAGUCUUGAGUGGGGUAUGUUUCUUAGAAGAAGCUACGUUUUCAUCAUCAUCAACAAGACCAUCAACGAAAGUCCUUUAUAACCUAUGUUUAGGGCAACUGUGCCAGAAGCAACGGUUAUAAAUAUGGUAUCAAAUUUUUGGCCAGGUCAUAAAUAGGGUAGCAAAAAUCGCAAAUUUUGGUCAUAAAUAGGGUAAGGGUUUUGGGAAGUGGACCGUACACCCCCACUCAACUUUUCUAGUAGUACCCCCCUCGGGCUAUUAACAUGGCGCUCUAAGUAGGCGCUACUGAAAAGCUAAUAUUUCCUCGGCAUAUACUCCCCCAGACAUAAACAUGCUUUUGCCAUGCAAAACUGAACAUGGCAAUAGGAUAUUAAAAGCAAGCUAAUACUCGACCGUCAUCACACAUACAGCAGAAUUGCUUUAGGUGAUAAAUCACGGGUGAUGAUAAAAACACUGACCCCUUGUCAAUGGACUACCCCGAUGGACUACCUAAAUGGACUUCCUUAAACAGAACUUAACCUUGGAGUCUUUUGUUUUUUUGCUAGCUACAACUAUAACCGGCGCAAUUUAAUCAAUUUUUUUUUUGAAAAUUCAAAGUUCUUUCUUCGAAAAAUGGCUCGAAGUCAUGCUACAUCCCUCAAUAUUAGUGUUUGACCGCCGGUCCAAGAUUUACGAUCAAUGUGAACUGUUUUGAAGAUCACUUGACCACUUAAUCUUGACUUAAGCACAAUAAAAUAAAUGGUAUCAUUGAAA
This is a messenger RNA of Orbicella faveolata, 2623 nucleotides long. Its product is annotated as 2'-5'-oligoadenylate synthase 1-like. Gene Ontology annotation, molecular function: double-stranded RNA binding; 2'-5'-oligoadenylate synthetase activity. Gene Ontology annotation, cellular component: nucleoplasm; cytosol; membrane. Gene Ontology annotation, biological process: regulation of ribonuclease activity. NCBI's taxonomy places the organism in Eukaryota, Metazoa, Cnidaria, Anthozoa, Scleractinia, Merulinidae. The record is from RefSeq and is a predicted model, not a curated record.